Molecule: messenger RNA, 3611 nt
Organism: Scophthalmus maximus (turbot)
Lineage: Eukaryota; Metazoa; Chordata; Actinopteri; Pleuronectiformes; Scophthalmidae
Gene: ptpn3
Product: protein tyrosine phosphatase non-receptor type 3
Exons: 28
Coding region: 405-3023 (872 amino acids)
Biological process (GO): protein dephosphorylation
Cellular component (GO): cytoplasm; cytoplasmic side of plasma membrane; cytoskeleton
Molecular function (GO): protein tyrosine phosphatase activity; protein binding
Source: RefSeq, a predicted model, not a curated record
CGGAGGGGCGGGGCCGCGCGGAGUCAGCGGCGCAGGCAGGGAUGAGAAACUUGUCCCGGAUAUUUACCUAAAGUCUACCUGGCUCCUCCGACGCGCCCCGUGCCGAGGUGUCUCACUGCCAACACUCACGGGAUCAUGAUCCGUCUCUGAAGCGGGACGACUGAGAAUAGACUGUGGCAGAAGAAGAAGAAGAAGAAGAAGAAGAAGAAGAAGAAAAAAAAAAAGAAGUCUUGAUUUGGGUUGAAAGCAUCAUAAGAAAAGACAGAAACACAGAGAGACAGGCCUGCCCACAGCCAUUAAUCGUUCACCUGGAGAGCAACACAGGACACAUGUCCCCUCUCAGUGACGAGCUGAGGGCAGGGUGUUUGUCUUGAGAGGGAGGCAGAGUUACCGUGGUAACAGACAUGCCAAAACCGGACCUGCUCUGCCUAGUUCAGCUGUUGAACGGCACAAUCGAGACCUUCAGAGUCAGCAAGCAGGAUGAAGGCGUGGUCCUGUUGGACCAAGUGUGUGACCACCUGGGCCUGCAGGAGCGGCAGCUCUUCAGUCUGCAGAUCAGAGAAUCCAGCACAGCGAUCGCCUCAAUCACAGCCAACACACACUCUCCGAGAUGGCUGGAGCCUGAGAAACCCUUGAAGAAGCAGAUUAAAGGUCUUGCGUCUCCCUUUUAUCUGAACUUCAGAGUGCGAUUCUUUAUCUCUGAUCCCAACUCUCUGCAGCAUGAACAGACAAGACACCUGUACUUCCUCCAGAUCAGGAGCGACAUUAGAGAAGGACGGUUGCAGUGCCCGCUGAGUGCAGCAGUAGUGUUGGCCUCGUAUGCUGUGCAGUCGGAGAUGGGGGGUCACUGCCCGUCCCAACUUCCUGGUUACCUCUCAAAGUGCCACUUUAUCCCUGAACAAGAUGAAGACUUUCUAUGUAAAGUGGAGGAUCUGCAUCCACAGCACAAGGGGCUAAAGCCGAGCGAGGCGGAGUUGUGUUUCCUCAACACAGCACGGACACUGGAGCUGUAUGGAGUGGAGCUGCAUGUUGCCAUGGACGUCAACAAUGCUCCUCUGAUGGUGGGUUUGGCCUCAAGUGGUGUCGCAAUAUUCUGUAAUAUGAUUUGCUCCAGUUUCUUCCCCUGGGGGAAUAUAAUCAAGAUUUCAUUUAAGAGGAAACGUUUUCUUAUACAUCUGAAACGUAAACAUGGAGAGACCCAGGACUGUGAGGUGCCUCUGAUUCUGCCCUGUCCCAAAACCUGUAAAAACCUGUGGAGGUCCUGUGUGGAUCAUCACUCCUUCUUCUGCUCCAGCCGCUCCGCCAGGAGCCUCAAACACAACAACAACACAGUUCAGUCCUACACAAAGUUGAUAACACAGCACCUGGGCCUCAGCAACAGCAAAACUGAGAGUGGUCCAGUCUGCCAGCGAGUGGUUGGAGGGAUGGUGUGGAACCCAGUCCUGCAGAGAUCAAUUUCAUCAGAGUGCCUCGAGACCAAGAGUCUGCCUUCCAGAUCGCCCCCCUCCACCCCAAACUGGCGAAGUCCUCGAGUUCGUCACGGUAUCCGUAAACAUCGUCCCUCCUCGGUGGAGCUGACCAAUGAACUGAAAGACAUGUCGGAGGGGGAGGACGUCUUCUACACUUACAGGGUGUCUGUGGGCAGCAGCAAGGACAGCGAGGGAGAAACUUCACCCCAUCAUUUUUCUGCCACUUUUAGCAGAGGGCCUGAUGACGCUCUGUUCCAAGUGGACGACAGUAUCGGAGAGGAGGAAAGCCACAACGACAAGGGUGCUCUCGGCGAUGGCGACUUGAUGCUCAUAUGUAUUGCCCCUGAUCACGAGGGCAAGUUUGGCUUCAACGUUAAAGGAGGCGUGGAUCAGAAGAUGCCUCUAGCCAUAUCCAACGUUAAACCUGACUCUCCGGCAGGUCGAUGUGAGCCCAAACUCCUGGAGGGUGACCUGGUGGUUCUCAUCAACGGUCGAGACAUUUCUGAACACACACACGACCAGGUUGUCAUGUUCAUACGAGCCAGCAGAGAGUCGCACUCCAGACAGCUGGCCCUUCUCAUCAGACGUAAAGGUCCUGGCAGAGUGGCACCCCUUCUGCAGUUACCUCCCGCCCUCACGUUCACCGGCCAAUCGCAGGGGGACAAAGUGCAGUCACCUGGCCAGUCGGAGCGGGUCACGACAUUGGAGGAAUCGAUGAGACAGCUUGAGAGAGGAAUACAGUCUGGCACGCUCUGUUUCCAUUUUGAGAAUUUAUACAGGAGGAAGCCCGGUUUGUCACUAAACUGUGCUCGGCUCCCUGAGAACAUGGACCAGAAUCGAUACAAGGAUGUUUUGCCUUAUGAUGCUUGCCGAGUGGUGCUCCAGGGCCAGGAGGACUACAUCAAUGCCAGCCACAUCACGGUGGCGCCCCCAGUGUCUGGUGUGUGUUUACGUUACGUUGCGGCUCAGGGCCCGUUGCCACAGACCUGCACUCACUUUUGGCAGACUGUUUGGGAGCAGCAGACACACACCAUCAUCAUGCUUACAACUCUGACAGAGCGGGGACGGACCAAGUGCCACCAGUACUGGCCGCAUCCACCAGAAGUGAAGGACUACGGGCACAUGCGGGUGAAGUGUCACUCCGAGGAGUGUAACCUGGCGUAUGUGAUGCGACAGUUCACUCUGACACACACACAGCGGAGUGAGGAGCGUGCAGUCACACACCUGCAGUAUGUUGCGUGGCCGGACCACGGUGUACCCGAUGACCCUUCGGACUUCCUGCUGUUCAUCAGUUCAGUUAGGGAGAGGAGGAGAGGCGAAGAGCCACUAAUGGUACACUGCAGUGCUGGGAUUGGACGGACAGGUGUUCUGAUCACUAUGGAAACGGCACUGACUCUGUUGGACGACAGUCGGCCGGUGUUCCCGCUGGAAAUUGUCAGAACACUCAGAGAUCAGCGAGCCAUGAUGGUUCAGACCACGUGUCAGUUCCAGUUUGUGUGUGAGGCCAUCCUGCGAGUCUACAAAGAGAAACAGGGGGGAUCUGCAGCACCUUAACCGAAAACCGGCAACAGGACCAGAACAGACACACUUGACCAUUUCGUAGAAAGCGACUUCCACAGAAGGAUUCACUGUAGCUGGUUGACUUCUGUCAUGCCAAUGUGACUGGAAAAUAAGAGCAUAACUAGCCUCAGAGCACGGCUGUCUGCGGUCUGUGUUGCCCUGAUUCAAUGUGAGCAUAUGAAUCUUAAACCUAGUCGGCCUUAGUUUUUGGAGAUCGUGGAUUGAGCUUGUAGAGGCUGUGGUCUCCAUAGAGACUGAUGCGAGCUGCUAGUUUCUGUCCAUGAGGCCAAUCAGCAACAAUGCCUCUACUUACUAAGCUAUAUGUGCCUUGGACUCGUGCCUCCCUGUCAUUGGAUCGAUUCGAGGCAGCAGAGGCAGACCAGGAUCAUUAUAAUCUGUAGUUAGUGUGCAGCACGAUGUGUGCGUCCAAUGUCGGCGAGCAAGGCAGACUUUAGAUCACCACCGCAUAUACCAUAAGGUCACGGUGGUGCUGCACUGCAUGCUGUCCGCCAGAGGAGCACCCAAACCCACUGUUCAUCACUCUUAAAUUAUUAAGACACUAAAUAAACACACUGAUUUAUA